Molecule: messenger RNA, 1380 nt
Organism: Polistes canadensis
Lineage: Eukaryota; Metazoa; Arthropoda; Insecta; Hymenoptera; Vespidae
Gene: Gas41
Product: YEATS domain-containing protein 4
Exons: 4
Coding region: 614-1297 (227 amino acids)
Biological process (GO): regulation of DNA-templated transcription
Source: RefSeq, a predicted model, not a curated record
AGUGAUUUCCUUGUAACUAUGGAAAUAUUAAUGUUCGCCUAGAAGCGCUGUUAGCUGUGCUAGAGUGCUAGUGCUAAAGUAGUUUGCUAGGGAAUGAGCAGUAAGGAUGGCGGCGCUAGUUGUCGCAUAGGAUGCAGUGGAAAUCUGCUUAUCGACAGCAGGUCGCUACAGUUAUCCUCUUUUUUAAAUAAUUAUUUAGCUUUUUAUAUAUUAUUCGUUAAAUUCUUCAUGCAGUUGUAAGUUUGUUUAAAAUUUGGAUAUUGCAUUGUAAUCUUUUCCAGAAAUUAAUUAUAUUAAUUGUAUGUUAUUUAUUUAAUUUUGAAAUAUGAAUUUGUCUCAUUAAAUAUAUAUAUAAUAUAUUGUAAUAAUUAUUAUUGUUUAGUGAUGUGUAGUAACACACAAUUGGUUAUCUAUUUGCAUACAUCAUUUUUGUAUGUAUCCUACGUACUUAUUAUAUUUAAUUAGAAUAUAUGCAUGCUAAGAAAUGAAAAGAAAUGAUGUUCUACUUUGGAUUUACAAUUUAAAAAAAUUACAAUUUUAAUGAACUCAAUGUUUCAUUAAUAAUGUGUUAAGUGAAGAAACAGUUAAUUGUUUAUGUAUAUUAAUUUUUACAAUGGCAAGCACCAAUGAAUUUGGCCCGGAUUCUGGUGGUAGAAUCAAGGGUGUUACUAUAGUUAAACCUAUAGUUUAUGGAAAUAUUUCUCGUUACUUUGGCAAAAAAAGAGAAGAAGAUGGUCAUACACAUCAAUGGACUGUUUACGUUAAACCAUAUCAUAAUGAAGAUAUGUCAACGUAUGUUAAAAAAAUACAUUUUAAGUUACACGAAAGUUAUAAUAAUCCUAAUCGCAUUGUGAUUAAACCCCCAUACGAAUUGACUGAAACAGGUUGGGGUGAAUUUGAAAUUGUCAUUAAAAUAUAUUUUCAUGAUCCCAAUGAACGACCUGUGACUAUAUAUCAUAUCUUAAAAUUAUUUCAAUCGACUCCGGAGAUACAACUCGGAAAGAAAAGUUUAGUAUCUGAAUUUUAUGAGGAAAUUGUUUUCCAAGAUCCUACAGCGUUAAUGCAACAUUUAUUGAGUACCACUAGACCUAUUUCCGCUGGAAAUUGGCGACACAAUUCAGAUUUUGAAGCUAAAAAAGAGUCAACAAUGAAGGCGUUGGUAGAUGCACGUACAAAGAUUAGAUUGCAAGUGAUAGAACUGAAAGAAAAAUUGACAUUGGCUAAAGAAACUAUAUCCAAUUUUAAAGAAGAAAUUGCCAAAAUUUCCAAAGCCGGUGGAACUUUAUCUGUAACUUAAUAUUUGUAUAUAUUAACAUUUUUUAAUUAGAUGUUAUAUACGUAUGUAAGCAAAUAAAUUAAACUAAAAAAUUUUGUAACAAA